Gasterosteus aculeatus aculeatus (three-spined stickleback) is the source of this 5026-nucleotide messenger RNA. It is a transcript of the gene zbtb21, whose product is annotated as zinc finger and BTB domain containing 21. NCBI's taxonomy places the organism in Eukaryota, Metazoa, Chordata, Actinopteri, Perciformes, Gasterosteidae. Gene Ontology annotation, biological process: regulation of transcription by RNA polymerase II. The record is from RefSeq and is a predicted model, not a curated record. Gene Ontology annotation, molecular function: protein binding; DNA-binding transcription factor activity, RNA polymerase II-specific. Gene Ontology annotation, cellular component: nucleus.
AUCCCUAGUGUGGGAUGACGUCAAAUUCAAGAUGGAUGGAAUCACGACCAGCGCGCAGAAAUCCACACAACACUGAAUAAAGUCGCGGCUGUGUGGAGGAAAGAGCAUAUUGACGACGGGCAGGCCAUGGAGAGCCUAGUGCAUUACAGCAAUCCCUCCCAUGCCCUCUCUGCGUUAGGGGUUCUGAAUGAGCAGCGCCUGCGGGGCCAGAUGUGUGACGUGGUCCUGGUUGUGGCGGACCAGAGAUACCAGGCCCAUAAGAGUGUGCUGGCCGCCACCAGUGAGUAUUUCCAGACCAUGUUCACUCAAACGGACGCUGAGUCGCUGAAAGUUGUGAACCUGGACUUCUGUGAGCCGGACGCCUUUGAGAUAGUUCUGAAUUACAUUUACUCCUCCUCACUAUUUGUGGACAAGAGCAGCCUGGCAGCCAUUCAAGAGCUGGGUUACAGCCUUGGAAUCCCUUUUCUCACCAACAUCGUGUCAACAAGGCCCCAUGCCUCCUACUGUGUGUCUAGAAAGAGGCUUUCGUUCUCAGAGGGCGAGGACAACGACCUGCAGACAAGGAGCGUCAUUGUGCGUCGGGUCCGGAAUGACACUACCCAUCCCUCCCUCCCGAAUUAUCAGAGAAAAGCAUCAGAGAGAUCGUAUUCUCCCCACUCUGCACCAGAUCCCGCUGUGCCUGAACACAACUCGUAUGAAGCUCCCAGACACUCUGAAUCCAGCAGUUGGAAAUUGUCACAACAGAGUGAAGCUGCUGACAGGAAGCCCAUCUAUCCCUACACCUCCAUAUUAAAAGGAAACGCGUCGCACGUCGCAUCCGUUCGGCCCCAGCUGACGUCAUCGGUGUCUUUCAGCGAUGCAGAAGUGCAGCCCACCAGGCUGCAGUCUGGUACUGACGUGGGCACUAAAGAGGAAGAGGAGGAUGUGCUGCAGCCCCACUAUCACACCAAAGUGCCCUUCCGGGGUCAAGCCACUGAGGCGAGCCAGACCAUUGACAGGAGCGGGCCGCUCAUUAAAAGCCUACUCCGGAGAUCGCUGUCCAUGGACAGUCCGGUUCCGGUCUUCUCGCCCACGCUGGAGCUCAAGGGGCUGCACAACCGCGAACAGUCGGUCGUUAAAAUGGCCUCUAAAGCAUCCGGGCCAGAAACACCAACUCACAAUGGCGAUUCAAAAAGAACAUCUCCCCUGGUUCUCAGGUCAAAGUUCCCCAGCGAGUAUGAUGAAAAUACUCAGGUAAAAAGAGAGCCCAGCAGUCCACUCGCUGACCCCAUGGACAUUGUUCGAAUUACAGUUGGAGAUCCGUUGCCGGUCAAUCUUAGAGACUUGCAAACCAAUUACGAGCAAGACACUACGCAGGACUUCAAUCCCUUUGGGAAAAGAAAGGAUAGAGCAGACAACCGAAGAUACCCAUUCAAAAAGAACAAGAUAUUUAAGGAGCAUACCCUCCCACUUGAUGUGAACAUGUCAGAAACAGGGUCGCAGAGUGCCGGCAGCGACUCCAAUGAAAACAGAGGAGAGAUGCCCCAGAACAAGAUUUUCAAAUGCUGGAACUGUUUGAAAGUUUUCAGGUCCAGCGCUGGACUACACCGUCAUGUGAAUAUGUAUCACAAUCCCGAAAAGCCGUUUGCUUGCGACAUUUGCCACAAGCGCUUCCAUACCAACUUUAAAGUGUGGACUCACUGCCAAACUCAGCAUGGCGUGGUGCAAAAUCCAGCAUCGUCCUCCAGCUCCUCCGUGCUGGACGAGAAAUUUCAGAAGAAGCUGAUAGAUAUUGUUCGAGAGCGGGAAAUCAAGAAAGCCUUGCUUUGGAAGUUGAAGAGGAAUAAGCAGGGUCUGCAAUCUCCUGCUCUCGCCAAGAAGAGAUUAAGGCCUAGCUUCAUAUGUCCUUACUGUGGGAAGAUAUUUGUGUUCCAGUCUCAGUACCGACAGCAUUUAAGAACACACCCUGCUGAAAAGCCAGACGAGGACACCGAGAGCAUCCUUUACCAGGAACGGGAGAAGACGGAUGCCGGCGUUUACUCCUGUAGACUCUGCAACAUGAAGCUGUCCUCCCUCUUCGAGCAGGGAGACCACGAGAGGGGCUGUCGACACGCAACUGUGUGCCCCUACUGCGGCCUGCGCUUCUCCAGUCCGACCGUCAAGACGGACCACGAGGCCCAUUGUAAGUACAAGAAACUGACGUGCCUGGAGUGCAUGCGGACCUUCAAGUCCUCCUUCAGCAUAUGGCGCCACCAGGUGGAGGUCCACAACCACAACAUGAUGACAGUCAAAGACCAGCUGCAGCUCAGGCAGCAGGAGAACAAUGCAGAGGCGACUGAAAUGCUCGAUGAGGAGCAUUACAGUGACGAGCUUCUGGUGCCCGGGAGCUCCAGGGAGGCCAUCGCUUACAGCGACUCCUCAGGUCCCCCCAUGUACGAUUCGGAAGACUCGUCAUCCUAUGUGCCUGAGGAUCUGAGCAUGGUCCACCAUGGAAAGCUGGUGGUGAAAGAGGAGCCGUUGGAGGAGAACGUGAGUGAGAUGGAGUACUCUCAGUCUGCCAGAUCGGGGCCCGAGGAGCCCGGCGUGUGGCCGUGUGAGAAGUGUGGAAACCUCUUUAGCUCUCGCAAAGACCUGGAGCGGCACCAGGAGUUGCUGUGCCACAUCAAGCCCUUCAUCUGUCACAUCUGCAACAAAGCCUUCAGGACCAACUUCCGCCUCUGGAGCCACUUCCAGUCGCACAUGUCGACCGCUAGCGAGCCUGGAGCCAAAGAGGCCGACAGGGACCCGUCGUCUCUGUCUCCCUCACCGCCCACGACCCCUCAGAGCGCAGAGCGGCCCUCCCCUCAGGCCUCCGCGCUCAAGUCCGCCCCGGCGGGCCCAGUGGCUUCCGUAAUGGCCGAGGAGUCCAGCAGCCCGGAGCCCUGCGGCGCCUCGGCCGGAACGUCAAAAAUGCCUGAGCUGGAGCAGCAAUACGGCGGCCACAGUCCUCUGUCCAGGUCAAACAGCGUGGAGAAUGCAGGCUGCCCUCAGGAAUCCGACACGCUCUUCUAUCACGCGCCGUCUCUCUCGGCCCUGGCGUUCAAGAGGCAGUAUAUGUGUAAACUCUGUCACAGGACCUUCAAGACGGCCUUUAGUCUCUGGAGCCACGAGCAGAGUCACGGCCACGUGUAAGCACGUUAUGGCGGUGCAACUCCCUCAAGACAAUACUUAAUGUCAUUAGAAUGAACACACCUCAGCCUACAAAACUCCGAAUGUAUAGCUUGUUUGCUUGCCUCCAAUGUUUGCAUUGAAGUGGUCAUGUUCAUUAGAGGUGUAAAUGUGAAUGUGCAAUCAAGUGCUAGAUUUCUCUGUGAGACAAGAUGAUUCUGCUUUUAGUUGUUUCUUCACAAAUGAGUUAUAGCAUUUAUCUAUUUUAAAUCUCCUUUCAGUUGUUUACUUGUAUUUAUCUAUAUAGGUGUUUUCGAGUAAACAAGGUACAGAGUUGCACCAGCUGUUCUAUUUUUUUUUACAGUGGCGGCUCUGUGCACUGUUUUCUCAGAGUGGAAAAAGUGCUUCAGAUUGGAUGGAGGUUACAGGUGAGAAAGUUAAAAUUAGAAAGUUGUGCUUUUUGACCCCUCUAUCAGAUCUAUAUCUUGCGUGAGCGACAUUCCUCAAGAUAACAUUGAUGGCCUCAACAAUGACUCUCAAUAUGCACUUUGUUCGACAGCACUGUUCCAAAUGUUCCAUCGGAUCCUUUUCACCGACUGAUAGUUGUUAGGCUGAAUAGUCUCAAUGUUAAAUAGGUAAUUUUUAAGUAAUUGUGACUCUACACGCUUAGCAUUCCUCUGCAUUAGCGCUCUCGCAUCUGAGUUUUCCAUUGCAUUUGCGUCAUUUUUAUAACGGCUGGACUGAAUAAGUAACAUCUGUAUAAUGAACAGUCACAAACUGUACAUGAAACGCACCUCCGACACCUCUUCAAGAUGGCGCCUUGAUUAAUUGCGUACAGUCUCUGUGCAGUUAUUUUCGUUGGGAUUCCUCACUUUAGCCGAGACUAACAUAUUUUUCUACGUACACAAGUGAGUUAAGUGCAAUCAAAAGUUUUAACAGCAGGUUAAUGACUGAAUCAUUUUAAAUGUUGCUGGUGAAAAUGCUGAAAAACUCAUUUGUAAAAGGUGCUUUGACCAGCUUAGUAAUAAAAAAGGAUAUUUUCAGGGAAGAUAAUGUGCAUUUUAUUUGAUUAGUAUCCUAUAAUGUCAUUCGGACUUUUAAGAGAAAUGUUUUAAAAACCACACAGAAGUAUUGUUAUACUCAUGUAAUAUAAAUUUAAUGAUCACAAUUUGUCACAAUUUCGGAAUCACUAAAGUGCACCCCUCCCUCCCAGUGCAAGCCAGUGUGGUAAUUAACUAAGCUUCACAACGCUUUGAUGGCCUUAUGCAAUUUUGGAACUAUUUUGUCAAUAUCAAUUUACACAAAAGCACAACAGAGUUUUAAAUGAUUUAUGACUCAGGCUUUUCAAGAGGGAAGCAUGAGGAAGCAAAUCUUUUAUUCUAGGAAUGGUGAGAAAGUGAUCCGGCUCUCUAAAGAUUUGUUGUGUUGAUUGUAUUCCAGUUGUUUCACAAAUGUAUUCUUGUACAAGUAUAUAGUUAUGCUUUGGCUUGAUGGAGUAGACUUUUGUCAUGAAUUAUUACAAUUUCUUAAAUUUGGGAGAGGUUGCAUUCAGCUCCACACAGAUGGUGAUGUUAAAUUAUUUGGAGAACUUCUUUGUUGAUAAUAGUGUUCUUCAUUUCUUGUGAUGAAAGACGUUCUAAAAGUUUCACAGAAAUUAUUAGGAUUGUGUACAUGGAAGUGUUUGUAUCCUCAAUUUUGUACCAAUUUUGUUAGUAAACAAAAGUUUUAUCUUUUUAGUAUUCCUGUGCUCUCACUGCAAUAAUUAAAAUUUGUAUCAGCAUUGGUUGUAUUAAUGUUGCUUUUGGAAACUUGCAGCUGUUUUGUGUUUAGGUUUUUCUACAGUUUUUGUGCUUCAUUCCUGUAAUAAAGUAAAAAUGAAGUGUGUGUAUAUAUACAACCA